Molecule: messenger RNA, 2168 nt
Organism: Siniperca chuatsi (mandarin fish)
Lineage: Eukaryota; Metazoa; Chordata; Actinopteri; Centrarchiformes; Sinipercidae
Gene: trmt13
Product: tRNA methyltransferase 13 homolog
Exons: 12
Coding region: 681-2033 (450 amino acids)
Biological process (GO): tRNA methylation
Source: RefSeq, a predicted model, not a curated record
CUGGAAACAGCCUGGAAACAGCCUGGAAACAGCCUGGAACACUGUAACUGGAGGGCAGGUUGCUGCCUGAGCUCGAACACAUGACGCGCAGUAAACGGCGUGUUUGUGUUCGGUCACAGAGGAAUUAUUGUUCCGGCCUGAACGGGCUGUUCAGACAUGACUGAGCCUCAGCUGUCACGCAGGAGACUGUUCUGGACCUGGAGAACCGGAUCACGUCCUCCUCCUUCGGUCCUGUCGUCUGCUGAGACAUGCUGCGUGAAUAAAACUAUUAUCGCUGAACUGUUCUACUUCUUAAAAUAACUUGGUGAAGCUGCUGGAUCAUUGGGUGUGAUUCUGUGUUUGUUAACCUACAGCAACAAACCGGAAACCAGUCAAGCUCGACACAAAGAAAACAUCCGGUGGGGAGGGGGUUUUCAAAAUAAACGCCUCUUCUGAAGGGAACAAUGAUGCAACUUUGGAUAACUUUUGAAAACUGAUUCAUAUUUAGAUAAAAAUGGUAAAACACAGCAGUUAUUUCACAGAAAUGUCCAUUGUCGCGUGAUGACCGUCCACAGAAAGAAGGAUCAACACUUUCUGUUGAAAACUCAGACUUCUGAGUGAUCGCGACAAAUCCCAGUGUUUCCUACAGUCGGGCGAGCACCUGAACGCAGCGCGACGCGUCAGCUGCCUCCGUGUCCAACAUGGCGGCGCCCUUGCCCGGCAGGUGCGGCUUCUUCGUGGAGAAAAAGAAACGUUUCUGUAAAAUGAUCGUCGGGAAAGGAAAGGCCUUCUGUGGCGAGCACGCGACCAUGGAGGAAGGAAGCAGCAGGAGGAUCGUGUGUCCUCUGGACCCCAAACACACCGUGAGCGAAGACAAACUGGACAAACACCUGAAGAAAUGUAACUCCAGAGAGAAACCCACACCUGUUUACUAUGUGCAGAACAUAAACUCCGGACCGGCUGACGGAGCAGAGGCGCCGCGACAGGUGAGUCUGUCUGAGUGCAGCCGGACACAGCUGGAGUCUCUGCUGGGCAGACUGAAGACAGCAGUCACAGGACUGCAGUGUGAUGUGGACGACAGUGUUCGGUCUCAUCCGGUCCUCCAGGAGGAGAUCGACAACCCGAAGAACGGAGACUCCGCCCACAAACACCUGAAGCAGCAGUCCUCCAUCUUAGGUCACCUGGAGGCGCUGAGGCUGCUGGGAAGGGGGCGAUGCUUCGUGGAGUUCGGGGCAGGUCGAGGGAAACUGUCUCACUGGAUCCACGAAGCCCUGAAGACCUCCGACCACCUGAAGACCUGCGACGACCUGCAGCUGCUGCUGGUGGAGCGCUGCAGCACCCGCUUCAAGGUGGAUGGAAAACACCAGGAUGUUGGAGUUCAGUUUGAGAGGCUGCAGGUCGACAUUCAACAUCUGGAUUUAAGUAAAGUUCCUCUGCUCAGACAGAAGAAGCUCCCGCUGGUUGGAGUGGGAAAACACCUGUGUGGAGCAGCGACAGAUCUGGCUCUGCGCUGUUUGUUGGAAACACCUGCACUCAGGGAGGAGACUGGGCCGCCCCGAAAACGCCUCAAAACCUCAGGACCAGCUGAUGAUCCAGACUCUGGUCCUGGUCCAGACCCUGGUCUAGGUCCGGUACUGGGCCUGGCGGUGGCGCUGUGCUGCCACCAUCGCUGUGAGUGGCGUCAUUACGUCGGUCAGCAGUUCUUCCUGCAGCGAGGACUCGGACCUGCGGAGUUCUCAGCUUUCUGUCGGAUGUCCAGCUGGGCCACAUGUGGACUCAGACCGACCAAUCGGGACCGUCCACCUCAGGAGCCGACCAAUCAGAGAGGAGACGAUGAAGAGCACGAACCAGCAGAGGAGACAGAUGCUGUGAACGGGUUUCUGUCGGCAGCUGAACGCGAGCAGAUCGGUCGUCUCUGUAAACGUCUGAUCGACGGUGGCAGACUUGACUUCCUGAAGACGAAAGGAUUCGACGGUAAACUGACCGCUUACGUAAAGAGUCACGUGACUCUGGAGAACGUCUUGCUGACCGCCGUCCCCUCGUCUUCGUCCUGAAGGUCCGACUGCAGAGACGCUCAGACGGACCACAGAACAAAUCACACGAACUCAAACUGAGGUUCUAAAAGUCUUUAUUUGGAGUUCAUGUGUUCAAAUGUUUUGUAAAGUUUGUAUUAAAGGACUUUGCUUGUG